AUGAUGAUGAUGGUGGCGGUGGUGGUGGUGGCAGUGACAGCAGCGUUGCUGGGUGAAGUGACCGUGUGUCCCAUCAUAUCACGUCCAGCUGAACUCUCACGUGAGCUGGAGACACAAGUGGACAACGACUGCUGGGAUCAGUUGAUCCAGGUUCAGCUGUCGGGUUCGGGUGACUGGGCACCCUGUGACACCCAGAAGGUGGAGAUCCCAAGAGGAGAGAUGGAGGUGGUUAAGGGCCAAAUGGUGGUGCUGCACGCCUGGUACAGCCCCAGCUCGGACAUUUCCAAAAACUCUGUCACUUGGCUUUUCGUGGGAAACGAAACCAAGCCGGUGAUAAACUUCAGCUCAGGUGAGGUCGGGCACGGUCAGAACGAGUUCACCAAAAGAGUGGGCUUCAGUGUGGCCAUGCCCUCAGCCAACCUCUCCAUCUACAUCAACAACACCCAGGAGUCUGACUCUGGACACUACGUCUGCAAUGUCCUCAUCCCGGGAGCUCCUGGCAUUAUCGGGGAGAUGCGGCUAAAUGUCAAAGUCUGCACCAUGACGGGGAAUCCAGUGGUGAAGGGCAACGUGACUCUGAGCUGCAAGUCCAGUCAUGGAAAACCCGUCCCCCAGUACAAAUGGACCAAGGCUGCGCCCAUGUCCGAGGUCUUCUUCUCCCCAAUGCAGAAUGAGAGACACGGCACCCUCAGGCUGAGCAACCUCACUAAAAGCAUGUCAGGGAAGUACAUCUGCCGAGCCAGCAACACCGCCGGCUCCGACAGCUGCUCCAUUAACCUGGAGGUUAUCACCUCUUCCAAUGCAGGCAUGAUCGCAGCAGCUACACUGGGGUCGAUAGUGGGACUGGUGGCCAUGGCGCUCUUCCUCAUAUUCAUACUGAGGAGGAGACGGGACACCGAGGAGGAGAUAGCCAAUGAGAUCAAGGAGGAUGCUCAGGCACCAAAGCGAGUGUCCUGGGCAAAGAGCAACACCGGCUCAGACAUCGUGUCCAAGAACGGCACGCUGUCCUCCAUAGCCACCAGUCCCCGACCCCGAGACCCCCACCAGCCGAACUUCCACUACCCAUACUCCCCCACAUCAGCAUCAGACAGCUCGGUCAUCAACGCCUACCAGCUGCGACCCGGAGAAGCCAACACGCUCCAGGGGCUCCCUGGUUACAACAUUGGUGGCACCCCGUCGCGUAAACACAAGCGACCGCACAGCGCAAACGGGGGCCCUCCGCAGGUUCUGCGGAGCCCUGCGGUCGCUGUCCCCAACAGGACUGCGGGGGCUCAGCCUCAGGUGCCGCCCCCACUCACUGUAUCCCCACAAAUGAGCUCCUCCACUCUGACACGCAUGGGAGCCGUCGCCGUCAUGGUGCCUGCUCAAAGCCAAGCCGGCUCGCUGGUGUAG
This is a messenger RNA of Chelmon rostratus (copperband butterflyfish), 1392 nucleotides long. RefSeq names its product endothelial cell adhesion molecule b (gene esamb). Gene Ontology annotation, cellular component: adherens junction; plasma membrane. The coding region runs from base 1 to 1392 and encodes 463 amino acids. Lineage: Eukaryota; Metazoa; Chordata; Actinopteri; Chaetodontiformes; Chaetodontidae. The transcript has 8 exons. Gene Ontology annotation, biological process: homophilic cell-cell adhesion. Gene Ontology annotation, molecular function: cell-cell adhesion mediator activity. The record is from RefSeq and is a predicted model, not a curated record.